Westerdykella ornata is the source of this 2140-nucleotide messenger RNA. RefSeq names its product UPF0061-domain-containing protein. Bases 213 to 2075 code for a protein of 620 amino acids. The transcript has 2 exons. The record is from RefSeq and is a predicted model, not a curated record. NCBI's taxonomy places the organism in Eukaryota, Fungi, Ascomycota, Dothideomycetes, Pleosporales, Sporormiaceae.
CACCAACCUGACGUUCCGGCGCCAGAAAAUAUGCAGAAACAUUUCGCCUCCUAAACGGUUUCGUCUUCCCUCCUGAGAGUCUCCUCUUCGCCUCCUCUUCCUCGUUCUUCAAAUUCCUUCUCUCUCCCUAGCACCUUUGCACUCGCUUCAUGCUUCGACAGGUAUUGUCCCCGAAGAACGCCACGUUGUCAUACUUCCGCCUCUAUCAAGUCAUGUCGCACCUUCAGAUGCCGAGUAUAAACGGGUCGUCGCAUAACCUCCAUACACUAUCUACUCUCCCAAAAUCCAAUGUCUUUACUUCCAACCUCCCGGCAGACCCAGAGUACCCCACUCCAGAAAUAUCUGAUUCUGCGCCCCGCGAGGAUCUGGGUCCCCGCAUGGUCAAGAACGCACUGUUUACCUACGUCCGCCCCGAGAUCACACACUCUCCCGAACUGCUGGCAGUUAGUCCUCGCGCUCUGCAAGACCUGGGACUGAAACCUGAGGAGGCGGAGACAGAAGAGUUUAGACAAGUGUUUGCUGGGAACAAGAUUUUGACAUGGGAUGCUGAGAAGAAAGAGGGUAUAUACCCCUGGGCGCAGUGCUAUGGUGGCUAUCAAUUUGGACAAUGGGCAGGACAGCUCGGUGACGGACGCGCCAUAUCGCUUUUCGAAGCGACCAAUCCCGACACCGGGGUGCGCUACGAAGUCCAACUGAAAGGUGCCGGCCGGACCCCUUACAGCCGAUUCGCAGACGGGAAAGCUGUGUUGAGGAGCAGCAUAAGAGAGUUCGUCGUGAGCGAGUAUCUGAACGCAAUCAGGAUACCCACAACGCGAGCAUUGGCAUUGAUACUUGCGCCGCGGUCAAAAGUCAUGAGAGAACGCUUGGAGCCUGGUGCCAUCGUGACCCGCUUUGCCCAAUCCUGGGUCCGCCUGGGCACAUUCGAUCUCCCCAAAGCCCGUGGAGACAGGAAAACCCUCCGAAAGCUCGCAGACUACACGGCCGAGCACAUCUACGGAGGAUGGGAGCAGCUGCCAUCCAAGCUGAAACCCGGUGAACCCAAAGAUACAUGGCACGACAUAAAAUACGACAUUGCGAAAGACAUGGUGGAAGGCCCAGCGGGCGAAGAAGAGAACCGGUACGCGCGAUUGUACCGCGCCAUCAUUCGCGCCAACGCCCGCACAGUCGCCCACUGGCAAGCUUACGGAUUCAUGAACGGCGUGCUGAACACAGACAAUACUUCCAUUCUCGGGCUGUCAAUGGACUACGGCCCCUUCGCUUUCCUGGACCAGUUCGACCCCAUGUACACCCCUAACCACGACGACUACAUGGGCCGCUACUCCUACCGCAACCAACCCACAAUCGUCUGGUGGAAUCUCGUCCGCCUAGGGGAAGCCCUAGGCGAGCUCAUCGGCCAGGGCCCUGACGUCGACGAUCCCACAUUCGUAGAAAAAGGCGUUACGGAGGAUGGUGCGCAAGUGUUAAUCAAGCGCGCAGAAGGCAUCAUCGAGCGCGCUGGCGAGGAAUACAAAGCGGUUUUCCUUGCCACAUACAAGGAACUCAUGACUGCUCGAUUGGGCUUGAAAACGUUCAAGGAGUCAGACUUUCAAGAUUUAUUUUCCGAGUUGCUGGACUUUUUGGAGAAGUAUGAACUUGAUUUCCAUCAUGCGUUCCGCAGAUUAGGACAUGUGAACCUAGAGCAGUUGGCGAGUGAGCAGGGGAGAAAGGAUAUUGCCGGGUGGUUCUUCAAGAGCGAUGCUGCCCCCAGACAGGAGGAUGAGUCGAGGGAAAGAAUCGCGCAGUGGUUGGAGAAAUGGGCGGCGAGGGUUAAGGAGGAUUGGGGUGAGGGGAAGGAUGAGGAGAGGCAGGCGGCGAUGGCGAGGGUGAAUCCUAAGUUCGUACCUCGUUCAUGGAUCCUCGACGAACUCAUCAACCGUGUGGAGAAACAGGGGGAGCGCGAAAUCUUGCAGCAUAUCAUGAAGAUGACCCUUAAUCCUUUUGAGGAGCACUGGGGUUGGAAUGAGAAAGAGGAGGAGCGCUUCUGUGGCGACGUACCGAAGUUCAAGGGGAUGAUGCAAUGCAGUUGUAGCUCGUAAGCGGCAUACUAAGCAAUUUCGUCAACAGCAUCCAUUUUCGUUUACAAUGCUAGACAUUCUAUCAA